Messenger RNA from Lathyrus oleraceus (garden pea), 3618 nucleotides. RefSeq lists its product as uncharacterized. The transcript is spliced from 19 exons. The record is from RefSeq and is a predicted model, not a curated record. The coding region runs from base 1945 to 3369 and encodes 474 amino acids. Gene Ontology annotation, biological process: dolichol-linked oligosaccharide biosynthetic process; glycolipid translocation. Gene Ontology annotation, cellular component: endoplasmic reticulum membrane. NCBI's taxonomy places the organism in Eukaryota, Viridiplantae, Streptophyta, Magnoliopsida, Fabales, Fabaceae.
UCUCAUUCACUUCCAAUGUCGAUGGAUAAAGACCCAACCAAUUUGUCUCGCACAUUCAAGUACCUUUUAGCUACUCAAUUCUUGUCGAGAGGAAUUCCAUUUAUAUUCAACACAUGGAUUGUGAGGCAUCUCACUGAAGAGGACUACGCGAAUUGAGAGUGCUGCUGAUUGCACGCUUGCCUAGUUGAUGAUCCUCGGGGGUCUUUGGAAAGCCAGAACCGGCCCACUUUAUCGUUGCAAAUUCAUCAUUGGUUUUAGCGCUCAGCCAGGUUAUCUUCACUUGGAAUGGAUUCUUUGAGAUCACACUGUGGAUAAAGGCAUAGUAGCGUGGCAUGCUAUCUUCAUCAUCAUAUGCAGCCCACACUUGGUUCUCACCAAAAGUGUCCUCAAUUCAGUCCCCAUCAAAGUCAUGGAAAUCUGGGUCUGGAACUCGCUGAGAUAGAGAGAGGGACCUCUGAGUCAGCAGAGAUAGAGUUGUUGUUGGUUUCAGAAUCAACAAUUUCGUUUGGACCAGGCUUUUCUUUUUUCUUCACUUUGACUUCUGCACCAGUAUUCUUUAAUAUAGAAGACGCAUACCGUUCAUCAAGCUUUUUACGAAUCUCCUUCCACUCAUCAAGCCUUCUACAACUCUCCUUUCACUUAUCAAGUUUCUUACAAAUCUCCUUCCGAGCCUUUUCCAUCAAGAUGUUCCUCAUUUUCUGCUGAGACAUGUCCCUAGUACCAUUUCGUCUGGAGUUUCCGGCAGCACUAACCUUUCCUGCAUCAAAACUAUUCUUCAGAGACCCAGACACGCUGAAAAUCUGAACCUGCAACAGUUCUUUCAAACAACAUGAGUUUUCCCAAAAUGUGUCUCCUCACUCAUCAGAGGUGUCGAAUCUUCAUGCCUUCUCUUCAAAUUCACAGAUGGCCUGUUAAAAAGACCAAGAGCUCCAGAAGCAGUAGAAACUGAUGUCGUUUCACUGGAAAUGCCACUCGGCAUAGAGAAAGGACCUGACCCAAGCAAUGAGUUGACGGCAGACAUCAGUGUCCUACUUGAAACAUGGUCGUUUCUUACCAAUCCGGUUGAGUUGAAGUUAUGCUAUUUCAACAAAGAAGCUCUUGAAGUGGGUGAAGCAUUUGCGAUUAAAGGCGGGGUUGGUGUCUCAGAAGCAAAAAAUGUCUUGUUGCAGCCGGCGCGAACAAUAUUGCAGUUUCUAUAAACAGCAAAGUACUCGUAAUGUGUCCAGCAGAAACUGCACACAGUCCAUAAUGAAUGUGGUUUAUCAAGAGGGGCUUUUGGAGUAGGAUUGGUGUGAGCAGCACUCAUUUGAUCUAUGUCUUUCCCGGUAGCAGAAUUAAACAAACCAUUAUAACGAGCAGGUACAGGAGGUGUUGGAGUAGGAUUGGCAUGAGUGCCACUUGUGAGAUCUCUGCUCUUUCGGUUAGCAGCAUUAAACAAACCACCCCGAGUAGCAGGUUCAGAAGGUUUCCCACCAAAGUUAGUAGUAUCAAACAAACUAUUCUGAGGUAUACCACCAGUAAUCCUUUUGAAGGACUCCCACAAGCGGCACUUUUGAUCAAAGGCGGCUCUCUUAGCUUUAUCAGAUAAUACAGUCCAAGCCUGAGAAACCAGCUUAAAUGCGCCAUCUGCACCCACUGCCUUGUUUUUCUCCAGAUGCAGACUAUAUAAACAUCAUGGUUGCCAGCAGUUCACGGAUGCCGUCAAUAUCGAGAUUCAGGGCCCAAGGCCUUCAUUGCAAGUAGUUUUGCAACACCAAAAUUAUCCUUCACUCUUUUUGAUUCCCUUCUUUAGAAGCAUGACACCGAAGCAACAUUAACUGGGAGUGAAUAAAUAUUCACACCAAGAAUCCAACAACUCAGUGUAUGCAGAAAGAUGCUUCCCUUAAUCGCACCAAGCCUAAGAAACCCUUAACAUGGAGGAAUAAAAGAUAAUGAGAAAUUGAAAUGUAUGCAGUGCAGUUUCAUCUAUUUGUCACAUGUGUUUUAUUUCUUAGCCGGGAGGGUUUCCGACGAGCAUGCAUGCGGAUGGAUAUAAAACGUGAUGGUACUUCAAUGGAAGAAGAUGUCGUGAAGCUAAUGAAAGUAGCAUGGAUGAGUGUCCCACUUGGCAUAUUUGUUACCAUUGUAGCAUCCCUUUUUGUCUUCUGGUGGCAACAAAUAAGUUAUUUUAGUCCUUAUGGGCAAGCUGUCUUGGUCAAUGGUUGUGCGUGCAUUUUGGAGCUGUUGGCCGAGCCUUUGUAUAUUCUUUCCCAGAACUUGGUCUUGCUUGAAUUACGGUUGAUGGUUGAGACAGUAGCUACAUUCUCACGGUGCUUGACGAUGUACUUUUUAAUUGUCAAGCUAACUGGAAUGGAAAAAUCAAUCAUAUUUGCGCUGUCACAGUCUGCUUAUGGAGCCAGCUUAUUUCUUGGUUAUUGGGGCUAUCUGCUUUUUUUUCGGAAACUUAGACAUUCUUACCUUUUCCCAUUCAGAAAAGGAAAUUUUUUUGGAUUUGACCAGCAGCUUUCGAAGAUGUGCACUCUGUUUACCUUUCAAUCGUUUCGAAAGCUGAUCCUUCAGGAAGGAGAGAAGAUAGUGCUUGUGUGGUUUGAUACACCAUAUAAUCAAGCUGUAUACGGCCUCGUGGAUAAAUUAGGUAGCUUAGUGGUGAGACUUGUCUUUUUACCAUUUGAAGAAAGUUCAUAUACAACAUUUGCAAGGUCUGCUUCAGGAGAAUACCCAGGAAAACACAAGAAAUUAGGAAAUUGUUUGACAGAAUCCCUCAAGUUGGUUUUGUUGAUUGGUGUUGUUUUCAUGGCAUUUGGUCCAAGUUAUUCUUAUUCCCUCAUUAGAUUGUUGUAUGGAAAAAAAUGGAGUGAUGGAGAAGCAUCAAUUGUUCUCCGCUAUUAUUGCUUUUAUGUCAUUGUUUUGGCUAUGAAUGGAACGUCUGAAGCCUUUAUGCAUGCAGUUGCAACAGAGAGCCAACUCAAGCGUUCAAAUGAUUCGCUACUUGUAUUCUCUUUGAUCUCCGUAGUUCUGAAUGUUCUACUAAUAAGGCUAUAUGGGUCAGUGGGCUUGAUCAUGGCAAAUUCUCUUAAUAUGACUCUGAGGAUUUUAUAUUCCGCGAUGUUCAUAAAGGAUUACUUCAAGGGAUCUUCCUCCUUUUCUUUUCGUGGCUGCUUUCCUUCAGGAUGGGUUAUUCUGUUACUUUCAAGCGUAAUCACUCUUGUUUCUGAAAAUGUAGUUUUGGACCAAGAUAAUUUCUGGCCAACAUUUAUGAUCCAUUUCUCUGUUGGGCUGGCUUGCUUCUGCGUGUCAUCAUACAUGAUCUAUUGUCGGGAAAAACCUUUCAUCAAGAAAAUUAUUCGCUUUCGCGACCAUUCGGACUGAUGAACUCUGUAAGUUAACUGCGAGAUAAUCGAAGAUGAUGAAUUACUAAUUAGUUUUCUAUGGAUGAUAGUUUGUCCUGAGCUGACAAACAUAAAUUUUGAUACAUGCAUAAUACUACUUGAUUCAGAUUUUUGUAAAUUAGACAUAAUUCAUAGAUAAUGACAGUGCAUUAUAAGUUUUUAAUUAUGUUAUAAUGAUAAUUGAAAAUCUUGAAAACAGUAUAAGAUUUAUGAAUCACUUAUUCUGCUA